UCGAUGGAUCAAUGCUGCUGCUAUAUAAGAGCAGCCUCCAGCUUGGAUCUCUCCAUCAAACCAAGCCAUCCAGCGCAGGUGCUUAUUAACCAAGAGUCCAAGAGCCAAGGAGACAACCAGCAGAUCGACAACAACAUGGGGUGCAGCAUGAGCCGCCUCCUCAAGACCACCGUCACGCUGAUCAUCCUCGUCCUUCUCCUCAUGCCCGGGGCCUUAGCCGCCACUAGCUUCGAUGCCUCACGAAGCCAACAGCUGCCGCUGCCGCGUGGGACGGUCCACGGGCCGGAGAGCGUCGCCUUCGACGGUCAAGGCCAGGGCCCCUACAGCGGCAUCUCUGACGGCCGGAUCCUCAAGUGGAACGGCGAAAAGCUAGGAUGGACUACCUAUGCAUAUGGACCCGGCUACGAUAGCAGGACGUGCACGCCGUCCAAGUUCAGCCCGGAGACUGAGACUGCCAGGGAUUGCCGCUGCGGCCGUCCGCUCGGCCUACGGUUCAACCAGAAAUCGGGUGACCUCUACGUGGCCGACGCAUACAAGGGGCUGAUGCGGGUUGCGCCGGGCGGCGGGGAGGCCACCGUGUUGGUCAACCAGGUUGACGGUUUUCCUCUGCGCUUCACCAACGGUGUUGACGUCGAUCAAGUUACGGGUCAGGUCUACUUCACCGACAGCUCGAUGAACUAUCAAAGGUCGCAGCAUGAGAUGGUCACUCGCACUGGGGACUCGACGGGCCGCCUCAUGAGGUACGAC
Aegilops tauschii subsp. strangulata is the source of this 747-nucleotide messenger RNA. The record is from RefSeq and is a predicted model, not a curated record. Lineage: Eukaryota; Viridiplantae; Streptophyta; Magnoliopsida; Poales; Poaceae.